AUGGUGGAGAAAAGGAAGGUUGACCAACAAAUUGCGUGGAUUUAUGAGGGAACAAAGUCGUUGGUUAAUCGAGAAGAUUAUCUGCUCGGCAAACGGGUGGAUAAGAACUUCGAACUCUACUCUGAUACUGUUAUCAGUGAGAAAGAGAGUGGGAUUGAAGCAUUAGAAAAGCCGCAGCGAUGCAUAGGUGAGACUUCUUCAUCGAGGAUAUCCAAUCUAGAAGUUGAUAUUGUGAGAACCGAAGAUCCGUUGGUGGCUAUUAAGAUGAGGGAAGAAAGGAUUUGGCAGGAGAAAAUGGAGAAUCCGUUAGUGCAAUUAAGAAUGCAAAAACUGAUGAAAAAAGUGAUGGAAAAAAAGGAAAAGAAGCGAUUAAAAAAAUUGAAGAAAUUAGAAAAAAAAGACAAAAAACGUAAACACAGUGCAAAUUGUGAUGACAGUGAUAAUGAUCACGUUAAGAGAAAUGAACGACAUCGUGUUAUUGAUGAAAAACAUGCAACAGUGCCUUCCUUGUCCACGGAGCCGGCAAAAGAAAAGCGGGAAAGAAAACAUUUGCAGAGGGACAGCCAUAUCCCAGCACACUUACGACCCAAAUACUGUUCGUCAUCGGAGAACGAUAGUAAUGAAAAUGAAAGUACAGAAGAAGAUAAAAAAUCACAAAAAAAGUAUGGUUUAAUGAACACAGGGAAACACGAAGUACGGAAGCGGAAAGAGGUCGACAAUCCUUAUAAAGCUCUUCCAAAAAAACAAAUUGAGGCUUACAAGAGGUCAGAAAGGCGUCAAUUAACGGAAGAAGAAAUGGAAAUAAAACGAAAAGAAAUGUUAGAAAAUGCGAAUUGGAGGGAUGAAGUUCGUGUAAAAAAUAUCAAAAGAAAUGCGCGACGAGACGAGGAAGAAAAUCGAAGAAAUGAAGGGAAGACAGCUAAUUUUAUUAGACCGAUGCUGAAUAAUGCUGCAUCGACGAUGACUGUAGAGCAACAGUUGAAGAGUCAUCGAAGAGAAUUGCAACGCACCAGCGGUUUCACUGAACAAAACUUGUAUCAAGCAUUACGACAUAAAUUGUAUAUGAUUAAUUGCGAAAUUAAAUUUCAAAUUGUCCCCAAUUUUGCAAGAACUCAGUGGUUGAAAUUUUCAGCUUAA
Messenger RNA from Acanthocheilonema viteae, 1137 nucleotides. NCBI's taxonomy places the organism in Eukaryota, Metazoa, Nematoda, Chromadorea, Rhabditida, Onchocercidae. The record is from the annotation of a GenBank genome assembly.